UCCAUACCAAUUCAAUGGGUGGGUUGUCGCCUAACAACUGAUCCUUUCAGUACUCCAGAUUUUGGAAUCGUCCACGUGACAUUCUACCCAUGUGCUCCUUCAACCUCCACUUUGCUUCUCAUGUCACCACUUUCCGUCACAACAAACUAUUUGCAAUGGUUGAACCAACUCAAGAGCCUCACAAAUGGGUUGGCUACCCCUCUCCGAAAGAAGGUCCUAAUGUCCCUUUUGUAAGAACAGAUGACAAGAAUCCUACAUUCCGAGGAUUGCUUUUGGUGGUGGUUGGAUGGCUGUACGUUAUUUAGUCCAGCGAAAGCUCUACCUCGCUGACAUUUCCAAAGUGUUUCCAAAAUUACGUUCAUUCAAGGUCCCCUAUGGAACAAUGCAAAAAUGAAUGCGUUGAGGAAUAUCAAGGGAUUGGAUGAGUACUAUGAGAGAUGGGAUGUAAGUUUGGAAUUUCAUCUGACUCGGUGGAUGAUAAUUGACAAGAGGGCAAAUAGCCUACAGUAAUCCCUCUUGCAAAUGAUUCACCAUCCACAACAAGUUCUGAUGGUUUAGACAUUAAAUCCAUGCCUGUAAUCCCAGAGGAUUCAGCUGAGCGAUAUCGUUCGGUGGCUGAAUAUCAUGCACUUUAUCGCACCGGAAAAUUAACCCCACUAGCUGUCGCGGAAUCACUUCUUCCCCUGAUUAGAAGAGAUAUCAGCCCGGAGGGACCUCAUUCCGUCGCAUUUACUGAGAGCAAUGUUGAACAAAUCUUGGAAGCUGCCAAAGCAUCGACUUUGCGAUACCAACAAGGAAAUCCUUUGAGCAUUCUUGAUGGAGUUCCGACCGGUAUCAAAGAUGACAGUGAUGUCGCAGGAUAUAGAAGUCAUCAUGGACGAAAAAGGAAUGAUUCAAUGUUCACUGCUGCGGAACAGUCUACUUGGAUCGUUCAACAAUGGGAAAACUCCGGUGCUCUUAUCAUGGGAAAAUUGAAUAUGCAUGAGCUUGGUUCGGAUACUACUAAUAAUAAUCCCAAUUGGGGAACUCCAAAAAAUCCACAUAAUGACCAUUAUUAUCCCGGUGGAUCUUCCGGAGGUCCUGCUUAUGCAGUUUCUUCUGGAUUGAUUCCAUUUGCUCUUGGUUCAGACGGUGGCGGGAGUAUCCGCAUCCCAUCAUCUUUCUGUGGUCUCUAUGGGUUAAAGCCUUCACACGCACGAGUUGAGGAUACUGGAAGUACUGUUACUGUUAACGGUCCUCUUGCAGCGACUAUGGCGGAUCUCGAGGUGGCUUAUCGAGUUAUGGCAAAGCCUAACCCAUCUGAUCCGGUUGCUGCGCUCUUCAAUCCGCCAGGAUCUCCCAAAACUGCACAGCCAAAAGUCAUCGGAAUUUAUAAAGAUUGGUUCGAUCGAGCAGAACCAUCUGUUCAUACUUUGUGUACUAAAUUUGUGGAUCACUGUGAAAAAUCUCUCGGUUAUACUGUUGUUCCAAUCACAAUUCCAUACUGCCCUGAAGGUCAACUUGCCCAUGCCAUGACCAUUCUCGCAAAAAUGGCCUCACAGGCGAAGACUCAUCCUUUCUCGCCUUGGAACUGGUUACAAGAUGCGUCUCCCUCAAACAAGAUUCUCCUUACAAUGGGUGCAUAUACUCCAGCUCAAGACUAUCUCCUCGCCCAACAACUCCGCAAUCUACUCAUGCAGCAUCUAUCUUUCCUCUUCAAAAAACACCCCGGUCUCAUCAUCAUCACCCCAACUACCCCAAUUCCCGGAUGGCAAAUAGAACAUGAGGGAGACUUAUUACACGGCGCUUUUGAUCCAAAUAAAAGUCUUAGAAAUAUGGAGUACGUAUGGUUGGCCAAUUUCACGGGUAUUCCUGGAAUCAACUGUCCAGUUGGAUAUGUAGAUCCAAAGAAAGGUGAAGGGAAAAUUCCGGUGGGUGUAAUGGGAUCUACGGAAUGGGGAGGCGAGGAGUUGUUGAUUGAAUUUGGGAAGGAGGCUGAGGCUUGGUUGGGUGCAGAAAAUGAAGGGGGUGGGAGGAAAUUACCAAGGAAUUGGGUGAAUAUUGUUAAGAUUGCUAAGGAGAAAGUGCUUGGGAAGGUGGCAGAAGAGAGUUGAUUUGGAGGAUUGAAAGGGUGCGGAAUUGAUGAUUUUAUGCUGGCUAGAGAAUAGCAAAGAUUGGAAAACAGGUACUUCCUCGCAGUCUUCAAGCCAGCAAAAUACACGAAUACCUCAUAGCACCUGCAAGGAGUAUUCCCGACCUCACGUUUGUCGUUAAUCAUCCAUUCUUUACCAUUACUGCUAAAGUAUAACCUGGCUAUAAGGGACUGCAUUAUAAGGGAUAACUCUCUAUACGGGAUGAAAAUUUCUACCAUAUUGAUUUUGUAUGUUGUUUUUCGGUUUGUAAGGGAUUGGAUGUACGGGACUCCUCUUUAUAAGGGAUUCGAUUGGUCGAAUCUUUCGGUCCCUUAUAACCACGUUCUACUGUACCACAAUAAGGACAAAUUUCUUACCACUAAUAUUGUUUUUUUCACUAAAAUUAUCAUGAAGACU
Messenger RNA from Sclerotinia trifoliorum, 2528 nucleotides. Lineage: Eukaryota; Fungi; Ascomycota; Leotiomycetes; Helotiales; Sclerotiniaceae. The record is from the annotation of a GenBank genome assembly.